UGUCCGUCUAUUCAGAAAUAUGUUCAUUUCUGAACAUUGUACUCGUAAUGGGAGGCAGACGGUAGACCAGAAUUAUGUUAACUCUUUCUCUCCGUAAUUAUUUACCACGUUCUGGUGGAAUCAACGCUGGUAUCGUCAGUUAGGAGAGAAAGAGUUAACGAGUAGACGCUAUAAUUGUAUGGAUGUGACUUAAGAAUGGAAUACCUGAUAUGUGUACUUAUCUACUUAUCGUACUGUGGUAGUUUUGUGUGCAGCGGGGUGAUAAGCACAACCAAAUUCCUGGACCGAGUUGACCUCAGGCCAGUCGGCUGCAGCGAGGUCAUGGCGUGGAAGGGCGCCAAAAGUUCCAAGAUCAUGUGCGCCCUAGUGUGCGUGGCUCAUCAAACGUGUGUGGCGUUCGCUUAUUCCCAGCAGACGACAAAGUGCUUAGUGUGUCAUGGUGACCUUAUAACGAACUUGACGUUCACUGGGAAUGAAAAGUUCAUGUUUCCCAAUCAAAUUCUCCAAACUAGUGCGCGAAGUAAUUUCAAUGUUGCUAUUAAUAAAAUAAUGCAAUUUCCAAACGGACUCCACGUAGGAUCAUUGAUCCAUUUAUCGGUUGCCCUCUCGCUUUUUGAACCAACACCCACUAUUACCAUCAGGCUACUGCCCGCUGACCAAGAUGUGGACAUGCCUCUGAAAUGUGUCUUUCAAGACAGAGAAGUGAAUGUUGCAGUUAAAAGCAGUUUGAUUGUACCCAUUAUAACAAAGUACAGCAUCGGGCCUCUUCUAAAGAACAUAACACAUACAGUGGACAUCUUGGUGACAAAGGAUGGCUACAGCAUAUACUUUGACAAGUCCUACUGUUGUUAUUCUCAACACUAUCUCCCUUUGAGAAUGAGUCGAUACAUUAAGCUAGACGGAAGCUUUGAAAUUUUGGAACUGGCAGUCUAGGAUACUUGCAAUUUUUUAGAUAAAAAAAAUAAUUCCGAAUUGUAAUUGUUAUUUUUUUUAAGAGAUAUAGUUUGCAAAUUUUAUUACAAAGCUUAUAUCAACUAAAUUAUCCACUUACUAUGUCUUUGUGUCUGUCUGGUAAAAAGUUUGAA
Messenger RNA from Biomphalaria glabrata, 1085 nucleotides. RefSeq lists its product as uncharacterized. Lineage: Eukaryota; Metazoa; Mollusca; Gastropoda; Planorbidae. The transcript is spliced from 2 exons. The record is from RefSeq and is a predicted model, not a curated record. The coding region runs from base 196 to 933 and encodes 245 amino acids. Gene Ontology annotation, molecular function: carbohydrate binding.